Molecule: messenger RNA, 7092 nt
Organism: Meloidogyne enterolobii
Lineage: Eukaryota; Metazoa; Nematoda; Chromadorea; Rhabditida; Meloidogynidae
Source: the annotation of a GenBank genome assembly
AUGGAAGCCCGGACCAAAGAAAAAUCUAGAUCACUGUCACCUAUAAUAAGAUCUAUAAGCCGAAAACCACAGAGCUCACCGAAAAGUAAAAUAUUAACAUUUUCAGAUGAAAGCGACGCUGCUCUAAACAUUAACAUCCAAAGCAACGAUGACAACAGGAACGACAACAUUGAUCAAAAUACUGAACACACUAUCAAUAUGCUUCACCAUGAAGGAAUACCACCUCUAGAAAUCUACUCUGAAGACAGUCUGGUAACAUUUGAUAAAUGGAGUAAAAAGUUCUUAGAAAGAAUUAAAGUAUUUGGGGCAAAACUUUCUGAAGAAGAAAAAUUAAAUCGACUUUCAUUAUUUUUAGAAGACACUCCGAAACAAAUUUUAGAAAAACUAGAACCUGUCAAAAAGGCAACUGUCCAAGAUGCAAUUAAAUUUAUUAGAAAAGAAUUAGAUUCACCACAACGCCGAGUGCUCUCCCGACAGGCACUCUCCUUUUGCAAACAACAUGAAAAUGAAAAUGUCAAAGACUUUCUGGCACGCUUUAGACCUAUUGCUUUAGCAACAGCAACUGAUUAUGAAGGUCCUGCUUUAGAACGACAUUUAUGUGAACUUUUACUUGAACGACUAAAGCCAAGCAUCUCAUUCUACAUGAAAUUAUUAAACUUCACGCAAACUGGUAGAAGUUUUGAACAACUAUGUAUGGACGCUCGAGAAGUUGAAAUAAUGCUCCCGGCUGUUAGUGGAACUGCUCCACUCAAUGCAACACAACACGAACACUCUCAAUUGAACGCCGUACAACAAGAACAAUCCAAUUACAUGAUCAAGCCAGGUAGGUUUCAAACUUUGAAUCAAACUAACCCAAACAGAGAACAACCUCGAAAUGGCUGGAGAUACAAUCCAAACGGGUCUUAUCCAAGAAACCAAAAUAAUUCUAGAUAUUUUCAGGGCAACAACCGAAGCCGACAACAAAUAAGAGCACCUGACAAUGAACGACGAUGGAAUAAUCGACCUGUAUGCAACUACUGUCAAAAAGUCGGACAUUUUGCCGCCAAUUGCCGUACCCGCUUGACUGACUACAUGAAUAGACAAAAUGGAAAUCCUCAAAUGGUACAAGGUACAUCUAAUCAAAGUAAAGAUGAGAGGUAUAGUGAUACUCUAUUAAAAGAAAUUUUAACGGGAAUUCGUAAUCUACAAACUGGGUCUCAAAAUUCGGCAGGACCCUCCCAGCAAAAUUUAAAUUCUAUUGAAGUUGGGAAUAAAAAGCCAUUACAAGUAAAUGAGAAUAAAAAUAAUUCUAAAAAGGAGUCUGAAAUAAAAAUUUCUUCUUGGGAAUCAAAAUCCAUAGGACCAAAACUAUUUCCUUUACUAAUGCUAAUUGCGAUAAUAACAUCCUGCGGCGCAACAUUUAGCGUCCCGACACCUCGAAUGCCUAUGAUAUGCCAAAUGGAAAAACAAUCAACGAUUUGGGCAUUACCACAACUCGCGCACUGCCCUUCCCUAGAAAAUAACAUGUCACACAUACCAGUACCACAAACCAGGUCUCUUUAUGUUCUGAAUGAUCUUGAAUAUACCACAGAAGGUUGGGCUUGUAGAAAAAUAAAGAAGUCUAUUAGAAAAUUUACCACACUCUCCAAUGUACCUGUUAAUGAGGCAAUAGGUUCAGAAAUGCUAGAAGUAACAAAUGAAGAAUGCACGCGCAUGAUUAAAGAAAAGCAAUGUAGUUUAGGCGCAAUGACUAAAGAAAAUGAUAUCUGGAGUACACAAAAUAAAUUGGAUGUUAGUCCAAAAAUGUGGCUACUAGGUUCCUUUUGGUGGACCACAGUAUCAGUCGAAAAUUGUUUAUUGUUUAAUUUACAAAUUAACUCACACUGGGGCGAACCUGUUAUUAGAACUCCACUAGGAAGCACGAAUAACUGCUCAUAUGCUAUAGGUAACUGCACAUUGGAAGACAAAACGGUCCUUGAAUGGGUCCCAAAUAAAAAUCAAUUAUGUAGAUAUUUAAAGUUUGGGGAGUAUAAUGGGAAAAUUUUGGACAACACUUGGCUCUCGGACGAUGCACAGUUAGCAUUACACUUUAACAAACCCCCUCAUAAAUUAACUGACUGUGGAAUAGAACUAGAAGUUUCUGAACAAGGAUUUGCCACAACCAUAAAAUCGACAAGACCUAAAAGAAGCUUAAACACUGAAAAAUUGCGUAUAGUAACUUCGCCUGAAAUGGCUGCUGAACUAACCUAUCUUGACACACAACUUGCCGAAACACUAACAUUUGCCUUUACUCACUCACUUAAAGCACUCUGCGACCAUUUAGAAGAAGUAAAAAGAUGGGCUCUAGCCUCGCUUAUUUCUAAUCCCACUGAACUUGCAAGAAUAAUAUUUGCAAAUAAUUAUUUAAUUGCAAAACGUGAAGGCUCCUCUUUAUUAAGAAUUUGGCCAUGUAUUGCACUAAAAGAAGAAGAAUUCAAUUUUAUUCCAACUAAUUUAGAAGAAUGUUUUGAACUCAUUCCCAUUCAACUAACUACUGAAAAUCAAACACAUUUGGCGUUUUUAGACCCAACGACAAUGAUAGUUCAACCAAUCUCAAGGAAGGCACCAUGUGCACAAUUUAAAAAUAUAAUUUUAGAACUAAAUCAUGAAACUUUAGAAAUUAAUCAACUAACUGGGGAAGUAAAAACGGUCCAUCCAAGAUUAAUUAAAAAGAAUGAAUUAAGGGCAUUUGACAUACCAGAAAUUAAGGCCCACUCAUUUCAUCAACUAGUCUUAGUAAACCUAACAGACAUUAACACGCACACUUACAUGACUAAUUUUGCCAAACUUAGUGAACUCUCAUACAGAAUUGAAAAUAAAGACAUGAUUAUAACUAAAACACUGUCAGAACAGUGGAAAGAAGCAAGCAUGAAUUUAACAAAAGAAGUAUUAGGUGAUUAUACUUGGGCUUGGAAAGUAAUAGCAACAAUUUUAAUCUCAAUCUUAACCUUAGACUUAAUUAUUCGUUGGGGUUUGAAAAUUUUAGAAGUAUAUUUAGGAAAUGGGCGUUUAGGCCGACUACUAAUUGGGAAGAAUGUACUUAAUAGUACACAAAAAGCUUUGGAUGCUACGGCAUCUACUAAUCACUCUCAUGACAUAAAAGAAAAUGGCUUGAGACAAGAAAACAAACAAGAGGUUAAAUCAUGGAUCCCCAAGGUAUCUAAGUAUCCUAGUCCAGACAUAACACCGGAUCCAGUAGUCAACACACUUACAAUAGAACAUCAAAUAAAUUCAGUCUAUCCGAGUACCGCAGUCACACGAAUUUUAAUUAAUAAUAAACCGCUUAACUGCUUAAUUGAUACUGGUGCAAGCAUUUCAAUUGCUCCUCUAUCCUUAGCUAAAUUUUUGGACGCAAAUAUAGAACCCACAAAAAUAGGUAUAACCUCCGCCUCAGGGCAUGAAAUCUCAGCUAAUGCAUCAAUGCACGUUCUUAUGGAUAUAAGUGGUCAUAAACAAAUUGCUAAAAUUAAUCUCGUAGAGGACAAUCAAUUAAUUGAGAGGCGAAAUUACCAAUUAAUAAUAGGAUGCGAUGUACUAAAAACAUUACCGACGGUAACCUUUGACUUUCCAAAAGGGAAAAUUUGGAUUGGAAAUAAAUCACUAAACUUGGGCACAGGUAACCUACCUUUAUUAACAAAUGUUAGGAUUGCAACUCUUGAAUCUAUAACAAUUCCCCCAGGGACAAAUAAAAUAGUUAAUGCGAAACUCGAAACAACUUGCGACUUUGAAUAUGCAGUUUCACAUUCUCUAGAUGAACGCUUAAGUUCUGAAAAUCUCGGUCUAAUCAGUACUGUAUUUAAAGCUUCCGACAAAAUUGCUAGUUUAUUAAUAACAAAUCCAACUAACGCCCCUAAACAUAUUUGUAAGGGCAUGCACAUAGCCUAUGCUAAUGAACUAAAAGAAAGUAAUGAAGGGCCGUGGCUAACAGAAAAUACAAAAAAUAAUUUUAGUGAAUUAAAUAAAUUUCGUGUACUUGAAAAUAUGGUUAAUGCUUUAGACGAAGACCCUGCUUUUAAAAUAGAUUUUUCAAAAAGUUCUGUUACGGGAAAUGACUUACAAAAAUUAAAGGACCUAUGCGAAGAAUUCUCUGACAUAUUUAGUAAAAGUCAAUAUGAUCUUGGGUCAUGCUUAGUAGGGGAGCAUGACAUAAUUACGACUACCGAUGAACCAAUUUCUACUAGACCUCACAGAGUUCCAUUCAAGUACCAAGAAGAAUUCCACGAACAUAUUGACAAAUUACUUAAAUCAGGUGUUAUGAUUAAGUCUGAUACACCAUGGGUUUCGAACAUUGUUCUUGUCCAGAAAAAGGACGGAGGACUCAGACCAUGCAUAGACUUUAGAAAACUCAAUGAAAUAACUGUUCCGGACCAUUUUCCACUGCCUAGAUUUGAAACAAUUAUGGAAAAAGUAGGAAGUUGUAGCUUUUAUUCACUGCUAGAUUUGUCCAGUGGCUAUUUACAAAUUAGGCUCACUGAGCGAGCGUCACGCAAAUGUGGACUCAUAACUGAAAAUGAAAUUUAUCAAAUGACUCACAUGCCUUUCGGACUUAAAAAUGCGACAAGCGCGUUUGCACGUGUAAUGGCACAUGUAAUUAGUGGACUUGAAGAUAGUGUCAUAGCUUAUGUAGACGACUUUUUAAUUUUUACCAAAGCUCCUGAAUUUGAAAAACAUCUCGAUGCCCUUAGGCAAGUAUUUGACAGAUUAAGGAAAUAUUAUCUGAAAGUAAGCCCGAAAAAAUGUAUACUAGCCUCUACCCAAAUGAACUUUCUAGGACACACAAUUAAUUCCUCAGGCUAUUCCCCAAGUCUAAGCAAAGUAGAAACAAUAACAAACCUUCCAGUACCUAAAACCCUCAAGGAAGUAAGACAUUGUGUUGGGAUGGCUUCCUUUUUCAGAAAACACAUACCAAACUUUUCAAUGAUUGUUGAGCCUCUCACUAGACUCACUCGUAAGGAAAUUACUUUCAAAUGGGAAGAAGAACAGCAAAAAGCUUUUGAAGAAAUUAAAAAGAUUUUAAGCAGCGAACCAGUUCUUGUAUUUCCAAAUUACAAUGAACCAUUUCAUGUUUUCACGGAUGCAUCGCAAACUGGACAAGGUGGAGCACUCAUGCAAAAAGAUAAAGAGAAAAAUACUUACAAAGCAAUCGCAUACUGCAGCAGAUCCUUAUCAAACUCAGAGCGCAAAUGGCCCCCAGUACAAAUUGAGCUAGGCGCAAUUAUUUAUGCACUGCGUCAAUUUCGUCCGUUUAUAUACAUGGCAGAAGUAGAACUACACACUGACCAUAAACCGCUGGCAUAUCUCAUGGAAAAGGCACAAGCACACCCGAAUCUAGCGCGCUGGCUAAUAGAGUUACAGAAUUACAUUAUAAAAAUUGUUCAUGUAUCAGGUAAAGAAAAUUUAUUAGCUGACGCACUCUCAAGAGCCAUCACAAAAGAAGACACAAAAAGUGAAGAGUUAGAAGAUAUAGCAGAAUUCCCAGUAUGCCUCAACCUACAACAAAACGAAGUUUUAAAUAUAGAAGAUUAUAUUCCGAGAAUAACGCUAAAAAGACAGGACGGGCAAAGAUAUUCAAUCAAUAUUUUAAAAGAACAAGAAGAUGAUUUUGAAGCUUCAGCCUUCACUAAGUUUAUAGUUUCAGGAGAAAUUCCAAAAGAAAUUCCCGCAGAGGAUGAAGAAAAUUUUACACUAGCAGCUGCGAACCUUGAAUUAUCAAAUGGGGUACUUUAUCAGAAAAUAGGUGAUUUGAAACCACGGCUUUUCAUACCAGCCUCACUUAGGGCACUAAUUUUUGACUCAUUCCACUCAUCACAAUUAGGCGGGGGACACAUGGACUUAAAGAAAACUCUCAAAAAAUGUAGAAAAUAUUACUGGCCUAGAAUGCACUCCGACAUUUUAAGAUGGACGCGCAACUGCAUAACUUGCCAAUUAAGACAUUCACCCAAUCCUCCAUACAGAGCUGAAAUGUAUAUGGUCCCAUCCAACACACUUUUCGCAAAAGUAGGGCUUGAUUUAGCAGGGCCAUUCCCAGUAACCCAAAAAGGAAACAAACAUUUAAUGAAUAUAAUCUGCUGGUUCACGAAAUAUGUAAUUGCGGUACCAGUCCCAGACACAAAAGCAAUAACACUAGCACGCGCAUUUUUAACUAACUGCUACCUCAAAUUUGGAGGCUGCACUGAACUAAUCACAGACAAUGCUACUGCAUUUACCAGCGAAUUUUUCCGAGAUUUUUGCUCCAUGCUCUAUAUAAACAAAAGUUAUGCCACCCCUCACUGGUCGCAAGGCAACGCUGUUACGGAAAGAUCCUUCAGAACUUUCCACAAUAUAAUUUCGAAAUAUAUUAGUAAAGACCAGCCAGACUUUGACGAACUCAUAGACGCCGCGAGCUUUUGCUAUAACACAUCAAUUCACACUUCUACAGGGGAAACACCCUUUUUCCUGAUGUUUGGAAGGGAUCCCAUAUUUUGUAUAGAUCAAAUAAUAGACCCUUCGAUAAGCAACUCUAUGAUUAGCAAUGACAUUUCCGAAUUUAAACAAAAAUUAGUCACAUCAAUAAGGACUGCAUGGGAAGCUGCCGCGGAAGCGAACAAGCACGCGCAACUAAAAGCUAAAGAACAAUAUGAUAAAUUAUUAAGAAACCCCACAAUAACGGUAGGAGACAGAGUUCUCUUGAGAAAUUAUGCAGGCAAAGUAGGAACUUCGAAAAAAUUUCAUAUGCCUUGGAAAGGUAUAUUCAGGGCUGUAAAAAUAGAAGGACCACACGUAACAAUUACUAGUUGCAACUCACCUAGCGCAGCUCCAAGGGUAGUACACAUAAACCAAUUAAAGAAAUGUUUUGAAGAAUUACCCCCUGCUUGUACAAGUCCCAAAUUAUCACCUGAAGAAGAGAAAUGCCUAGAUGAGGCAGGUUUAGGAGGAAACGAGACACAAGAUUUUACAAAUAAUAACGAAAUUGAACAGGAUAGAAAUACAGUUGAGAGAGAAAAGAGUCCAGAGUUAGAAGAAAUCCCACCUCAAAAACAAAAGAGAUAUAACUUAAGAGUAAAUCCAAAACCCCGUAGGCUGUCCAUUGAAUAA